Messenger RNA from Hemisphaericaspora subhashii, 2997 nucleotides. It is a transcript of the gene KGD1, whose product is annotated as alpha-ketoglutarate dehydrogenase. Gene Ontology annotation, biological process: tricarboxylic acid cycle. Lineage: Eukaryota; Fungi; Ascomycota; Pichiomycetes; Serinales; Debaryomycetaceae. The transcript has a single exon. Gene Ontology annotation, molecular function: thiamine pyrophosphate binding; oxoglutarate dehydrogenase (succinyl-transferring) activity. Gene Ontology annotation, cellular component: mitochondrion; oxoglutarate dehydrogenase complex. The coding region runs from base 1 to 2997 and encodes 998 amino acids. The record is from RefSeq and is a predicted model, not a curated record.
AUGCUUAGAGCUUUUAAAAGCGCCAUCCCACGCGCUCAACUUUUAAGGGCCAAUAACCAACUCAAUAGACAAGGCUUAAGAAUCAUUUCCGCACGUUUCAAUGCAACUGAUAACUUUUUACAAGGUAACAACUCCAAUUAUGUUGAUGAAAUGUAUGAAGCUUGGAGACAAGACCCAACUAGUGUCCACACUUCCUGGAAUGCUUAUUUCAAGAAUAUUGAAAAUGAUAACAUCCCAGUUUCAAGAGCUUUCACUGCUCCUCCAACUAUUGUUGCACACCCUGUUGGUGGUGCUGGUAGUUUCAUUCCUGGUGAAGCUCCAAUUACUGAAGAUGUUGUCACUCACUUGAAGGUUCAAUUGUUAGUUCGUGCUUAUCAAGUUAGAGGUCAUCAAAAGGCUAAAAUUGAUCCAUUAGGUAUCACAUUUAAUGAAACUUCUUAUGUUCCAAAAGAAUUAACAUUAGCUCACUAUAACUUUACUGAAAAGGAUUUAGAUAAACAAAUUACUCUUGGUCCAGGUAUUUUACCAAGAUUUGCUGAAGCAGGUAAGAAAUCAAUGACUUUAAGAGAAAUCAUUGCUAGCUGUGAAAAGAUAUAUUGUUCUUCUUAUGGUAUUGAAUAUGUCCAUAUUCCUUCAAAAGACAAGUGUGACUGGUUAAGAGAAAGAGUUGAAAUUCCAGAACCUUAUAAAUAUUCUCCAGAUCAAAAGAGACAAAUUUUGGAUCGUUUGAUUUGGGCCACAUCUUUUGAAACCUUCUUGGCUAAUAAAUUCCCAAAUGAUAAAAGAUUUGGUUUGGAAGGUGCUGAAGCCGUUGUUCCAGGUAUGAAAUCCUUAAUUGAUACCUCUGUAGAAUAUGGUGUUGAAGAUGUUGUCAUUGGUAUGCCACAUAGAGGUAGAUUAAAUAUGUUGUCAAAUGUUGUCCGUAAACCAAAUGAAUCUAUCUUUUCUGAAUUUUCCGGUUCUAAAGAAUUCGAUGAAGGUUCCGGUGAUGUCAAGUACCAUUUGGGUAUGAACUAUGCUAGACCAACUACUUCUGGUAAAUACGUUAACUUAUCAAUUGUUGCCAAUCCAUCCCAUUUGGAAGCCGAAGAUGGUGUUGUUUUAGGUAAAACUAGAGCUAUCCAACAAUACAAGAACGAUGUCGGUGAAUUCAAGAAGGCUAUGCCUGUUUUAUUACAUGGGGAUGCUGCAUUCGCUGGUCAAGGUGUUGUUUACGAAACUAUGGGUUUUGCUAACUUACCUGCCUACUCUACUGGUGGUACCAUUCAUGUCAUUGUCAAUAACCAAAUCGGUUUCACUACCGAUCCAAGAUUCUCUAGAUCCACGUUAUAUCCUUCUGAUAUUGCCAAAGCUAUUGAUGCUCCAAUCUUCCAUGUUAAUGCUGAUGAUGUUGAAGCUUGUACCUUUGUCUUUAAUUUAGCUGCUGAAUGGAGAGCUACUUACCAUUCCGAUGUUAUUAUUGAUGUUGUUGGUUACAGAAAGUAUGGUCAUAAUGAAACUGAUCAACCAUCAUUCACUCAACCAAUCAUGUAUGAACAAAUUUCCCAAAAGAAGUCAGUUAUUGACUACUAUACUAAUCAAUUGAUCGAAGAAGGUACUUUUAGUGUCGACGAUGUUAAUGAACACAAGAAAUGGGUUUGGGAUCAAUUAGAAGAACAAUUCGGUAAGGCCAAGGAAUACCAACCAACUUCAAGAGAAUGGUUAACUACUCCAUGGGAAGAUUUCAAAUCUCCAAGAGAAUUAGCUACCGAAGUUUUACCACAUUUACCAACUGCUGUUGAAGAACCAAUUUUACAAAAGGUGGGUAAUGAUAUUUCUAGUGUCCCAGAAGGUUUUGAAAUCCACAGAAACUUGAAACGUAUCUUGAACACCAGAAAGAAAACCAUUGAAACCGGUGAAGGUAUUGAUUGGGCUACCGGUGAAGCUCUUGCUUUCGGUUCUUUAGCUCUUGAAGGUUAUCACGUUAGACUUUCUGGUCAAGAUGUUGAAAGAGGUACUUUCUCCCAACGUCAUUCUGUCUUGCAUGAUCAAAAGAGUGAAGCCAUCUGGACUCCAUUGGCCAACUUGAGUGAAGAUCAAGGUGCUUUCAGUAUUUCCAACUCUUCAUUAUCUGAAUAUGGUUGUUUAGGUUUCGAAUAUGGUUAUUCAUUAACUUCCCCAGAUGCUUUAGUUAUUUGGGAAGCACAAUUCGGUGAUUUCGCCAACACUGCUCAAGUCAUUAUUGAUCAAUUCGUUUCUGGUGCUGAAUCUAAAUGGAAGCAAAGAUCUGGUGUUGUCUUAUCCUUACCUCACGGUUAUGAUGGUCAAGGUCCAGAACAUUCUUCUGGUAGACUUGAAAGAUUCUUACAAUUAUGUAAUGAAGAUCCACGUUAUUUCCCAUCUCCAGAAAAGAUCGAACGUCAACAUCAAGAUUGUAACAUGCAAGUUGCUUAUCCUACUACUCCAGCUAACCUUUUCCAUCUUUUACGUCGUCAAAUGCAUAGACAAUUCAGAAAACCAUUGAUUCUUUUCUUCUCCAAGUCAUUGUUACGUCAUCCUUUGGCUAGAUCAAACUUAUCUGAAUUUACUGGUGAAUCUCACUUUGAAUGGAUCAUUGAAGAUGUUUUAGGUAAGAAGGAAGAAGUUAAGAGAGUCGUCUUAAUGUCUGGUCAAGUUUAUGCUACUUUACAGAAGAAGAGAGCCGCUUUGGAAGAUAACUCCACUGCAUUUAUUAAGGUUGAACAAUUACAUCCAUUCCCAUAUGCUCAAUUACGUGAUGCUUUGAAUACUUAUCCAAAUGUUAACGAUAUUGUUUGGUGUCAAGAAGAACCAUUAAAUAUGGGUGCGUGGGCCUUUGCUCAACCAAGAAUCCAAACUGUUUUGAAGGAAACUGAAAAUUGUAAGGAUUUGAGUUUGAGAUAUGCUGGUAGAGAUCCAAGUGCUUCUGUUGCCGCUGGGUCUAAGACUAUGCAUUUGGCUGAAGAAGAAGCAUUCGUUAAUGAAGUUUUCAGAGAUUAG